Messenger RNA from Conger conger (European conger), 2999 nucleotides. RefSeq names its product alpha-actinin-3-like. Gene Ontology annotation, molecular function: actin filament binding; calcium ion binding. NCBI's taxonomy places the organism in Eukaryota, Metazoa, Chordata, Actinopteri, Anguilliformes, Congridae. Bases 27 to 2711 code for a protein of 894 amino acids. Gene Ontology annotation, cellular component: cortical actin cytoskeleton; cell junction; plasma membrane. The transcript is spliced from 22 exons. Gene Ontology annotation, biological process: actin cytoskeleton organization; muscle cell development. The record is from RefSeq and is a predicted model, not a curated record.
GGGUGCAAUCACGAAAGGAGGCAAAAAUGACAGCACUAGAAGCUCAGCACACUAUGUACACGACGUACUUGACGGAGGAAUGCAUGACCCAGGCGAAUGAGUGGGAGAGAGACCUGCCGCUGGACCCCGGCUGGGAGAAGCAACAACGCGAGACCUUCACCGCUUGGUGUAACUCACAUCUGCGGAGAGCUGGCACACAGAUAGAGAACAUUGAGCAGGACUUCAGGAAUGGGCUGAAGUUGAUGCUGCUUCUGGAGGUCAUUUCAGGGGAGAGGUUGCCCAGACCAGAUAGAGGAAAGAUGCGCUUUCACAGGAUUGCCAACGUCAACAAGGCCUUGGACUUUAUCUGCAGUAAGGGUGUAAAACUGGUGUCCAUUGGAGCAGAGGAGAUUGUGGACGGGAACGUGAAGAUGACGCUUGGAAUGAUCUGGACUAUUAUAUUGCGUUUUGCCAUUCAGGAUAUCUCUGUGGAGGAAACCUCGGCUAAGGACGGCUUGUUGCUGUGGUGCCAGAGGAAGACGGCAACCUACAGGAACGUCAAUGUCCAGAACUUCCACAUCAGCUGGAAGGACGGCCUGGCUCUGUGUGCCCUCAUCCACAGACACAGACCUGACCUUAUUGACUACUCCAGACUGCGCGAGGAUGACCCCAUCGGCAACCUCAACACAGCUUUUGAAGUGGCUGAGAAGUUUCUAGACAUCCCCAGGAUGCUGGAUGCUGAAGACAUUGUUAAUACCCCCAAACCUGAUGAGAGGGCCAUCAUGACCUACGUCUCCUGCUUCUACCAUGCAUUUUCUGGUGCCGAGCAGGCUGAAACUGCUGCUAGCAGGAUCUGCAAGGUGCUGGCUGUGAACCAGGAGAACGAGAGACUGAUGGAGGCGUACGAGAAGCUGGCCAGCAAGCUCCUGGAGUGGAUCCGCCGCACCGUCCCCUGGCUGGAGAACCGCGCGUCUGAGCGGUCCAUGAGCGCAAUGCAGCAGAAGCUGGAGGAUUUCCGCGAUUACCGCCGCAUCCACAAGCCGCCGCGUGCCCUGGAGAAGUGCCAGCUGCAGAUCAGCUUCAACACCCUGCAGACCAGGCUCCAACUGAGCAACCGCCCUACCUUCAUGCCCUCUGAGGGCAGGAUGGUCUCAGACAUCACUAAUGCCUGGACAGGUCUGGAGCAGGUGGAGAAGGGCUAUGAGGAGUGGGUAGUGACUGAGAUCCGCCGUCUGGAGAGGGUGGAGCACCUGGCCAAGAAGUUCAAGCAGAAAUGCAGCUUGCAUGAGGCCUGGACCACAGGGAAAGAGGAGCUGCUGGCGCAGAGAGACUUUGAGGACACCUCGCUGACUAAGGUCCACUCCCUGAUAAAAAAACACCAAGCCUUCGAGAACGACCUCACCGCCCACCAGGACAGACUGGAGCAGAUCGCUGCCAUCGCACAAGAGCUCAAUGAGCUGGAUUACUAUGAUGCUUCUGCCAUCAAUGCCUUCUGCCAGGGCUGGUGUGACCAGUGGGAUACCCUGGGAGCCCUGACUCAGAAGAGGAGGGACUCACUAGAGCGUACAGAAAAGCUGUGGGAGACCAUUGGCCAGCUGUACCUGGAGUUUGCCAAGAGGGCGGCGCCCUUUAAUAACUGGACGGAAGGGGCCAUGGAGGAUCUGCAGGACAUGUUUCUCGUUCACAGCAUUGAGGAGAUCCAGAUUCUCAUCACAGCCCACGACCAGUUCAAGCUCACCCUGCCCGAAGCCGACAAGGAACGUAUAGCCACCAUGGGUAUCCAUGAUGAGAUCCUGCGGAUCGCCCAGACCUACGGCAUCAAGCUGCCCGGCACCAACCCCUACACCCACCUCACACCCCAGGACCUCGGCAACAAGUGGGAGGCUGUGAGGCUCCAGGUUCCUUACAGAGACCAGGUCCUGCAGGAGGAGAUGGUCAGGCAGCAGGCCAACGAGAGGCUGAGAUGUCAGUUUGCCGCCCAGGCCAACGUAAUUGGACCCUGGAUUCAGACCAAGAUGGAGGAGAUUGUUCACAUCUCAGUGGACAUUGCUGGCUCACUGGAGGAGCAGAUGAACAGUCUGAAACAGUACGAACACAGCAUCAUUACCUACAAAUCCAACAUUGACAACCUGGAGGGAGACCACCAGCUGAGCCAGAGGUCCCUCAUCUUCGACAACAAGCACACCAACUACACCAUGGAGCAUGUCCGUGUGGCCUGGGAGCAGCUGUUCAGCACCAUCAUUCGCACCAUCAGCGAGAUCGAGAACCAGAUCCUGACCCGUGAUGCCAAAGGCAUCAGCCAGGAGCAGCUCAACGAUUUCAGAGCCUCUUUCAACCACUUCGACAAGAAGAGGAACGGCGUGUUGGGCCCAGAUGAUUUCCGUGCCUGCCUGAUCUCCAUGGGCUAUGAGCUGGGUGAGGUGGAAUUUGCUCGCAUCGUGGCCCUCGUGGACACUAACAGCACGGGCGUAGUGACCUUCCAGGCCUUUAUCGACUUCUUGACCCAGGAGGCAGCUGAGACUGACAUGGCCGAACAGGUCAUGGCAUCCUUUAAGAUCCUGGCAUCAGACAAGGUUUAUAUCACAGUGGAUGAGUUGCGCAGAGAGCUACCUCCAGAGCAGGCGGAGUACUGCAUCAGCCGCAUGACCAAGUACAUCAGCAGGGACGCCCCGCCCAGUGCCCUGGACUACAUGUCCUUCUGCAGUGCCCUGUAUGGACAGAGUGACUUAUAAACCCCGUCCCCUUUCCCCAGCGCCCUGUAUGGAGUGACUUAUUAACCCCACAAAUUUCUACAGCAACCACUGCAACAGCAGCCUGCAGCCUAGCGGCUAAGGUACAUGACUGGGAACCAGAAGGCAAUCCCUGGACUGGAGGGGACCGAUUAGCCGGAGUGACUCGAGUGAUGAGACAAGGGCAUGACUGCCAGUCAGACAUCAACGCAGAUGAGAUGUUAACAGCGUCUGCUAAAUGACUGCAAUGUAAUGUAAAUGUGAUGCAACAGCACACACGUCUUCUUCUUG